AUCGACCUUUAGACUAUGAUAAAAUAAAAUUUAGAAAUAAGAAUGCGACAAAGCGGAUAAAUGCGCAUGUGAUGUGAAACUAACGACACUCACGAUAAUAAUUAUCAUAAUUGCGAUCAUUAUCAUCAGUUUCGAAAUGAGAUUGUCGAAUAUCGCCAUAAAUGCGUAUAGACAUUUGGCAAUACGUGGCAACUUACCAAUCUGCUCAGUCAAUUGGAGGAAAAUGGCGACCGAAGUGGAGAAGGCACAGUCCGCUGCGCCAAAAGGUGAUACGAUAUUUGGGAAAAUAAUACGCAGAGAAAUUCCAUGUAAUUUUAUUUAUGAGGACACCCAGUGCGUUGCAUUUGAUGAUGUAAGUCCUCAAGCACCUGUGCACUUUUUGGUGGUUCCACGAAAACCAAUUUCACAACUUUCCAAAGCUCAAGACGAAGAUGAACCUUUACUUGGUCACUUGAUGAAUGUUGCUCAUAAAGUUGCAAAGCAAAAAGGUUUGACAAAUGGAUUUCGCUUAGUUAUCAACGAUGGAAAACACGGCGCACAGUCUGUAUAUCAUCUGCAUCUGCAUAUUCUUGGUGGUAGGCAAUUGCAGUGGCCACCUGGCUAAUAUGUUUAUGCAUUUAAAUAUGUACGUUAAACGUAAUAUGAGAAACAUGAUUUAUUUUAUAACAUCCUUAUCUGCUAUCAAUAAAGUGUUGAAAAUAUUGUAUAAAAAUAAUUAUCAAUUAUAUAUUAUGUAUUAGAAUUAUAACUGAUCACAUCCAUAAUAAGUUUUGCAGUCAUUUUUAAUUAUUAAAGUGAAAAAUAUAUUUUAUAAAAAAAAAAUAGGUUUUCUAUAAUAUGAAUAUGGUUGGAAGAAGUAAUUCUGCUAUUUAUCUUCUUUCAUAUACUUCGUAUACAAAUUCAAUUCCAUUUUCUUUUUGUAUGCCUUGUGGUAUUGUUGGAUCCCUAGGAUUAGAUAUUAAAAAACAAUACUGUAAAUAAAUAUCAAUUUUAAAUAUCAAUUUUAACAUAGAGAAAUAUUAAUACUUACUCAAUUAACACAAAGUCGUUUGGAAUUGGAGGAAAGAAAGUAUCACAUUCAAAUUUUUUCUUUAUACGCGUUAGAUACAAACGUCCAAAAUAUGGAGAUUCCAUGGCGCUCUGAUGUAAAAUUUACAUAAUUGUUAUCUAAUUUACAUAUAAAUAUUACCAAUAUUUAUACGCAUUGUAUAGAAUUAUACAGAUUAAAUAGUUUCUAAUUGCA
This is a messenger RNA of Pogonomyrmex barbatus (red harvester ant), 1243 nucleotides long. It is a transcript of the gene HINT1, whose product is annotated as histidine triad nucleotide binding protein 1. NCBI's taxonomy places the organism in Eukaryota, Metazoa, Arthropoda, Insecta, Hymenoptera, Formicidae. The record is from RefSeq and is a predicted model, not a curated record. Gene Ontology annotation, molecular function: catalytic activity.